AUGUCGAGUCCAGAAGAAGGAAAUGGACCAGAGAAAAAGGAGUCGGAGAAUGAGUUAGCGGCCCCCACCGGCCCCAAAGUAAAGGCUAAAUGUCGUGAAAAAGAGGAAAAAUCGCCAGCGAAACCAUCGGAAUUAUCGAAAAUGGAGAGAAAAGAAGUGAAAAAUAUGAAUAAGUCAACAAGAAAGGACGCGAAAAGCGCGCGAAUGGGUCCGAGAACAUUGAAACCAAUGGCAGUGAAAGCGGAAGAGAGAUCGAGAAAAAGUGUUCGUGAGGCACCGGCUAAAUCGUAUCACUUUCAGACACCAAAAGAUGAAACGGAAUUGGCAUGUCUCCAACUUGAAGGUGAACUGGCUCAGCAAACAAAAGCUAUGGAAGAAUACAGAUUCGCAAUGCAACAAAUCUAUAAUAUUCUGGCAAUAAUGAUCAGACGUGGAAACGGGACAACUGAUGCUGAUAAUUUCAAAAGUGACAAGGGACAAGCUGCAGCUGAGAAAUUGAACAGAGAAGUGGUUCAGACGGAAAACUUCUGGAAAACUGAUACGAGAUUGCAACCAGCAUUUAAUGAUUCUAUUGCGAAGAAUACGACAAUUCUAGCAGCUGCUGAGCGACAUUUACAAGAACAAGGACCCAAACAUUUGAAGAAAACGAAAAGAUUCUUGAAUGAUCAUUGGCUGAGAUACGUCGACAUGAAGAAGACAUUGGCAAAAAUAGUGAAACAGCAAAAACCAGAUAGUCAAGGUGCACGUGAUGAACAAAUCAAGGCGAUUACUGUAUUUGUCAAAGAAAAAUACUUGAAUAUGAAAUCGAUUCAUUUGGGCGAAAUUCAAAGUGUCAUUGCUGAAUUGAGUCUUUUUCAUCAUACUUCUUCUGCUUCUUGGCAUCAAAUUGCUGAACGAAAACCUCCGAAAGCGGGAUAUGUACCAGAGACAUUCGAUUUCAAACAAUUUUUCGCCCCACCUCCAAAGACUUAG
Caenorhabditis remanei is the source of this 972-nucleotide messenger RNA. RefSeq lists its product as uncharacterized. Lineage: Eukaryota; Metazoa; Nematoda; Chromadorea; Rhabditida; Rhabditidae. Bases 1 to 972 code for a protein of 323 amino acids. The record is from RefSeq and is a predicted model, not a curated record. The transcript has 5 exons.